CUCGCCCCUACCUGCACCUGUUCACUUCACACACGGAGCAUUAAAAAGAUCGCGUUUUGACCACGUGCUUUAAGGCCAAAACGGCGUUCCAUACAGAACUACCCCCUCCUCCUGUAUGUCCUGCUCGCCCAUCAGGAGGGUCCACUGAAGCUCCCUUGUCUUCUCCUGGAUCACCCAGGUUACAGGUGUAAAUACGGCUGGAUCUCCGUUCUCGAAUGUUCCAAAAAGGCCGGGUUCCUCACUGCAAUACUAGGCGACAGCACUCUGACAGAAGACUGCAUAUUACAUCUCUCAUUUCCAAAAGUAACAUGAGUAUUCUGGGGUUUCUUCUCGUUCUAUUGCUAAGUAUCAACACAGGAAUCAGGGCAGAACCAACAGUGGACCAGUAUGGGUUGAAGGGGGAUUCAAUAUGUCUGGCUGUUGCAGAACCUGAGAUGAUCAAUGGACUUCAAUGGAGGAAGGGCAAUGAUGUAAUAUUUGGAGACAAAGAGAUAUCUCCUAAAUACAAGGAGAAGGUGGACUAUAACAAUGAUAACCAUUCUCUGUGUAUUAAGAAUCUAAUGGAAACGGACAGUGGAAUUUACAUGGUAAACUACAGGAAACAUUGGAAACAAUCAACUACUACAUAUAGACUGUUAGUGGAGGAUCAUGUUCUCAAACCAGUCAUGGAUGUCACAUCUCUCUUCAACACAAGUGUGGGACUCUGUGAUGUCACAGUGAACUGUUCAGUUAAAGAUGGCUGGAUGUUGUCUGUCUGUGACAGCGGUCAGUGUACACUGUCACAACAGUCUCCGUCACUAACCGGUGGUAACAUGACCAUCUCCGUAUUGACUGGAAGGAUCCAAUGCACCAGCAGCAACCGCGUCAGCACACAGACCAUCUCUCAACCCAUGGAGGACUGUAGAGGUAAUGUGAAAGCCUCAGUGUUACCAGUUGGCACCAUUGUGGGUCGUGUUACUGGUACUGGUAUAUUACUCCUAGUUGCUGUGUUACUUGGUGUUGGAUACAUCAAACAUACCAGAAGACUGAAAAUCUCUAAAGAACAAAGUCCACUAGAAGAGGUCAUUGUUCCAAGAGUUUACAACUCAGUGAAGACCUCACCAGGGAGAGAAGAACCACAGCCCUCUCCUGUCCAGAACCACAGCACUCUCCUGUCCAGAACCACAGCACUCUCCUGUCCAGAACCACAGCACUCUCCUGUCCAGAACCACAGCACUCUCCUGUCCAGAACCACACCACUCUCCUGUCCAGAAUCACAUCACUCUCCAGAGAUAGUCUACUUCACUGAGAAGAACCAGCACCAGCAGAACACCUCCAAGUUGAAACAGGAAGCGCUUCUCCAGACAUUAGACCAAAAUAACAGAGAAUAACUGCAUCAUCUCAUUGAGUCACUGAGUUACAUCAGUUCUUGACCUUGUACAGAAACCACAGGACAUUGCACCACCUAGUGGACAUCAAUAAUACCAGCAGAGUAAACCUCAUGGCUUCAUUCAUCAACAUGUGUCUAGAUUCAUCAACAUGUUGGGAAGUUGUUUUAGACCAAGAUAUUUAUAUGUUCUAGUAUGUGUUAUUACUAUACCACAAAGCCCACGUUUUUCCAGAUUUGUCCAAUCCUAAAUGAACCCCUGGCUCAGGUUUACACCACAUUGAUUGUAGGAUCAGAUAGGUGUACCAGUCAGCAGUAACAUGGUAUUAGUUCCACCUAACCAUCGAUGUUGUGUAUAUAAGAGGGCAGACUUGACCUCAUUAGGCCACCGUAGAUGGAUUCUUUAACACAUUUUAUCUGUCAAGCCAUCAGUCAUACGUCUUUUUUUUAAAGAAUUUGUUCCUAACUGACCUGCCAAGUUAAAUAAAGGUUCAAUAAAACAAAUAGAUAUAUCA
Oncorhynchus tshawytscha (Chinook salmon) is the source of this 1881-nucleotide messenger RNA. RefSeq lists its product as uncharacterized. The record is from RefSeq and is a predicted model, not a curated record. The transcript has 6 exons. NCBI's taxonomy places the organism in Eukaryota, Metazoa, Chordata, Actinopteri, Salmoniformes, Salmonidae. Bases 216 to 1370 code for a protein of 384 amino acids.